CACCGAGCCACGGCUACUACCAGGGUAGCUGCAACUCGCACAGCCAGGGGGGUUCCAAACACAGGAAACGUAAUUGAAAACGCUGAGAAAAUGACUUGCGCACGCCGCUCUCUGUUUUUAAACUUAUUUUUGUAAAAGUUUAACGACUGGGCUGCCAGCUUUUCUACAGGCAUUAAAAAUGUCUCCACUAAUAGAGACGGUCAGUGAUCACAAGGACUUCAAAAAACUCCUCCGAACGAGAACCAAUGUCCUCAUUCUCUAUUCCAAAUCAGCUGCUGCAGGUGAAAGGCAGCUCAAGUUGCUCUCUGAUGUGGCACAAGCUGUGAAAGGCCAGGGUACCAUUGCAUGGGUGGAUUGUGGAGACUCUGAAGGACGAAAGCUCUGCAAAAAGACGAAGGUCGAUCCCAGCUCGAAGAGAAGCGGAGUUGAAUUACUGCAUUACAAGGAUGGAACCUUUCAUACAGAAUAUAACAGACCUGAAACAUACAAGUCCAUGGUCGCUUUUCUAAAGGAUCCAGCUGGGUCUCCACUGUGGGAAGAGAAUCCAGAAGCCAAAGACAUCGCUCACGUUGAAAAUGAGAAGGAAUUCAGAAAGCUGCUGAAAAAGGAAGAAAGGCCAAUUCUAAUGAUGUUUUACGCUCCAUGGUGCGGCGUGUGUAAGAGAAUGAUGCCUGCAUUCCAGCAGGCAGCCUCGGAGCUCAGGGGGUCGUAUGUGCUUGCAGGAAUGAACGUGCACCCGUCAGAGUUUGAUGGGAUCAAGCAGGAGUUCAAUGUCAAGGGAUAUCCCACCUUCUGUUACUUUGAGAAAGGAAAGUUUCUCCACCACUACGAAAGCUAUGGGGCAACAGCAAAGGACAUAGUGGAAUGGAUGAAAAACCCUCAGCCUCCGCAGCCCCAAGCCCCAGAGGUGGUGUGGUCUGAACAGGGCUCUGCAGUGUUCCACCUGACUGACGACAAUUUCCACCAGUUCCUCCAAGAUCACCCUUCAGUGCUGCUCAUGUUUUAUGCCCCGUGGUGUGGCCACUGCAAGAAGAUGAAGCCUGAAUACGACGAGGCAGCUGAGAUCCUCAAUAAGAACCAGGAUAGCCCAGGUGUGCUGGCAGCAGUGGACUCCACGAUCCACAAAGCUGUGGGGGAGAGGUACCACAUCACCGGCUUCCCUACGGUCAAGUACUUUGAGAAUGGAGAGGAGAAAUACACCCUGCCACACCUCCGCAGCAAGGACAAGAUCAUUGAGUGGCUUCACAACCCACAGGCCCCCCCUCCGCCGGAGCAGUCCUGGGAAGAGAAGCCUUCCAGUGUCAGCCACCUGGGGGUGCAGGAUUUCCGCGAGUCCCUGAAGAAGAAGAAGCACGCGCUCGUCAUGUUUUUCGCUCCUUGGUGCCCGCACUGUAAGAAUGCAGUCCCCCACUUCACAGCCGCCGCUGACCUGUUUAAAGACGACCGAAAGAUUGCUUAUGCUGCUGUGGACUGCACCAAAGGGCAGAACAAUGAGCUCUGCAAACAAGAAAGCGUCGAGGGUUACCCGACCUUCAAUUACUACAACUAUGGAAAAUUCAUCGAGAAAUACAGUGGAGACCGAGGGGAGUCGGGAUUUAUCGGCUUCAUGAAGACACUACGAGGGAAGGAUCAGGAAAAGGUGGGCAAGCGGAAAGAAGAGUUGUAACGGCAUCUGUUGGGAGGAAGGAGACUACCACUGCACUGUGAAUGAACGGAGCCCAGCACUACUGUAACCAGGGACCUGACACCUUCUUCACAGACGGAGCUUUUUAUACACAGUCAGCAGUUUGGACAAUAUUUGUGAUACAAUACGACCAUUUUGAGAUUAAUCUUUUUUUUUUUUUUUUUUUAAAUGACCAUUUCCAAAGUGCUCUAGUAGUACACGUUACCUAUGCAAAACGUUCUUGUUUCCAACUGUCUGCGGGUGGCUUUUUAAAGGUGUUUUUCUUUACUGGGUGAAGCGUUUGUCAAAUGUGUGUUUUUACAGGAGUAUGUACUAUUCAAAAAACAGUUUUUUUGUUUGAGACCCCAACAAUUUACAAAAAAUCGAAAAAAAAAAAUGGGUGUAAAAUUGUAAAGGUUAUGGUGAUGUGUGAAGCUAUUUUUGUAUGAAUAAAAUAGUUUAAAUUGUGGCCUUAAAUUUAAGUGUCUGAAAAAUAGCAUUUCCAAAGGUUCCAAAGCGUUCACUACACUGAGUUCAAUAUGAGCUACGAGUCACACUUGUCCUGACUGUAAAGCGUUCGCUACACGGAGUUCAAUAUGAGCUACGAGUCACACCUAUCCUGACUGUAAAGCGUUCGCUACACGGAGUUCAAUAUGAGCUACGAGUCACACCUGUCCUGACUGUAAAGCGUUCACUACAUGGAGUUCAAUAUGAGCUACAAAUCACACCUGUCCUGACUGUAAAGCGUUCGCUACACUGAGUUCAAUAUGAGCUACAAGUCACACCUGUCCUGACUGUAAAGCGUUCUCUACACUGAGUUCAAUAUGAGCUACAAGUCACACCUGUCUUCACUGUAAAGCGUUCUCUACACUGAGUUCAAUAUGAGCUACAAGUCACACCUGUCCUCGCUGUAAAGCGUUCGCUACACUGAGUUCAAUAUGAACUACUCCGAGUCACACCUGUCCAGACUGUAAAUCAUGUGGGAUGGUCUUUGCUGAGCAUUGCUGUACAUUGGGAAACUCUUGUUUUUAAUGUACUGUUGCUGCUAGAUCCAGUCUGCAGUUUGCCUUUCUUUCUCAUCAGGUUUCCUCAUAUGCUUCAGGGAUGAGGGUGUUCACACGUUUAGCUUUUUGCAGCUGUAAUACAUGCGGGUUUGAAUGAAUGUAUAUCCUGCUGUGCAGUAUCCCAGCUGCAACACCUGGAGUACAGUAUGCACUUUGUAUUGAAAUAUCUCAAUAGACAAAUUUAGGAUGCUGUUUACAGGCACAGCUUCAUCCCUGCAUAGCAAGUAGGGAAGUGAAUACUCCACCAGAAUGAAACCGUUUCUGGAAUGCUUGUUUUUUAUUACUCAAAGAAGUUGGAUGGGGAUCUAGUUCAUUUUAAGCAAGGUUCUCGGGGACAGGGAGGAAUCAUUGAAGGGUGUAGUCAUUUGCUUUCCAGAUGGGUGGUUUGCUCCAGUGAAGAGUAACAGAAUUGUUUACACUUGUAUGUAAAAUUGCACAAGAAUGAAAGUUCUAGGACAUGCAAUUACUGUGCCAAACAAUCUCUGAAUGCAUGUUUGUGUGUGCUGUGUAGCUCGCUGAAAUGUUCAACAAAUUCAUGUCAAUUUUUUUUAAUGCAAGAUAAAUUAAGAAGUACACAGCCUUAUAAAUCUAGUGAAAUGUACUGUGCUAAAUGUACAGGCUUCACAUGAACUGUGUCCAGCUCUGAUCAUGAGUGUUUCAUUGAGAAUCAUUUCCACAGUGCUACUCCAGCGGCAUGUGGAUUGAUGCAUCAUCAUCGUAGUGUUUUAUUGAGAAUCAUUUCCACAGUGCUACUCCUGAAGCAUGUAGAUUGAUGCAUCAUCAUCGUAGUGUUUUAUUGAGAAUCAUUUCCACAGUGCUACUCCUGAAGCAUGUAGUUUGAUGCAUCAUCAUCGUAAUGUUUUAUUGAGAAUCAUUUCCACAGUGCUACUCCUGAAGCAUGUAGUUUGAUGCAUCAUCAUCGUAAUGUUUUGAAAGAAGACACUUUUUCUUAGGUAUCUCAUUCCAGAAGUUUUAAAGUGAUGUUCAAAUUGUUGAUUGUGAUAUCAGAUGUUCCACCAAUGCCAAGAAAUCAAUUCUGCCUUUAUUUGUUCUAAGUGAGCUUUUUAGCCAUAUGUACAGUUUUACCGUGAUCUCCGAAGUCCUCAAAAUAAAUGAAUGAAUAAAUAAAGGCUGUACGUUGAAGAUAA
Molecule: messenger RNA, 3875 nt
Organism: Acipenser ruthenus (sterlet)
Lineage: Eukaryota; Metazoa; Chordata; Actinopteri; Acipenseriformes; Acipenseridae
Product: protein disulfide-isomerase A5-like
Exons: 17
Coding region: 179-1666 (495 amino acids)
Biological process (GO): protein folding
Cellular component (GO): endoplasmic reticulum
Molecular function (GO): protein disulfide isomerase activity
Source: RefSeq, a predicted model, not a curated record